AUGACAGUAUGUAGGAGGGGGAUUGACAAAAGGAAGGAGAUUGCUGGCUGUGACAGGAGCAACACAAAGUGCAUGCUCUAUUGUAAAGAUGAAGAAUACAUGAAGGAGCUUUUCCGCAAGGUGUUCAUGGAGUCUGUUUACCCAGUGUCUUACCUGGCUAGGACACCUGAGUACAAGAUGGGAGAUACAGAGGUUGAACAGCUGCGCCGUGAGAGUGCCACCAAAUUUGCUGAGCUGAAGAGUAUGGGAAAGACACCGCUUUCGGCCCUCCUGUCAGUGGAUCUUCUGUUCCAACCCUUUCAAAUGAGUGAAGCAGCCUUUGACAUUAUUGGGCCUUACUCCUUGGUGGCAGAAAGCUCAUAG
Molecule: messenger RNA, 363 nt
Organism: Candidula unifasciata
Lineage: Eukaryota; Metazoa; Mollusca; Gastropoda; Stylommatophora; Geomitridae
Source: the annotation of a GenBank genome assembly